AUGUUAACAUUCAAUCUUUUGACCGCCUUGUUGGCACCAGGUGUGCUAUCAGCUGCCUUGCACCCUCGACAGGAGGCUGAUCUUGAUGGAUUCAUCAAGUCGGAGUCUACCCUUGCUCUCAAGUCCAUUUUGAGCAACAUCGGCGCCGAUGGGUCUGCUGUUUCUGGAGCAGGUGCUGGUAUUGUGAUAGCGUCUCCAUCCAAAUCGGACCCAGAUUACUUUUAUACCUGGACCCGUGAUGCAGCCUUAACAUUGAAAGUGUUGAUUGAUGAUUUCCUCGCCGGAGAAACCUCGCUGGAAUCUACCAUCCAGGACUACAUCACUGCUCAAGCAAAGCUACAAGCCGUGUCUAACCCAUCCGGUGACUUGUCCGACGGAGCAGGACUUGCAGAGCCCAAGUAUCAAGCAGACGCAACUGCCUUUACAGGUGACUGGGGCCGUCCCCAGCGCGACGGACCCGCUCUACGAGCGACAGCCAUGAUUACCUAUGGCAAUUCUUUGAUUUCGAAGAAAAAGGAGGAUGUCGUCAAGUCAAACAUCUGGCCUAGCGUUCAAAAUGAUCUGAACUACGUUGCACAAUACUGGAACCAGACCGGUUUCGAUCUGUGGGAGGAGGUCGAGGGCUCCUCAUUCUUCACUAUUGCCGCACAGCACCGCGCGUUGGUUGAGGGUAGUGCAUUUGCCAAGUCGCUGGGAGAAUCCUGCGAGGGGUGUGAUUCCCAGGCACCUCAGAUCCUAUGCUUCCUGCAGUCCUUCUGGAACGGCAAGUCUGUCGUUUCCAACGUGGCCGAUAAUGGCCGAUCUGGUCUGGAUGCAAACUCCGUGCUUGCUUCGCUCCAACUGUUCGACCCUAAGGCUGCUUGCGAUGAUGUAACCUUCCAGCCUUGCUCUUCUCGGGCCCUAUCGAACCAUAAGGAGUACGUUGACUCGUUCCGUUCGAUUUAUAACGUGAACAAAGGCAAGGAGGCUGGAGCUGCCGCUGCUGUUGGACGGUAUGCCGAAGACACUUAUAUGGGCGGCAACCCAUGGUACUUGACAACACUUGCUGCCGCUGAGCAGCUGUAUGAUGCUCUUUAUCAGUGGAAGCAACAAAAGUCAUUGUCCAUCACAGAGACCAGUCUUGCUUUCUUCAAGGAUCUGGAUUCAUCUGCUGCCGUCGGUGACUAUGCCAGCGACUCGGAGACUUACACCUCCCUCACUGCCGCGGUCAAGAAAUACGCCGAUGGAUUCGUCUCUGUCGUUCAGGAGUACGCGCCCAAAGGUGGAAAUCUAGCCGAACAAUUCACUCGGGAUGACGGCACCCCAGCCUCUGCUAAAGACUUGACCUGGUCCUACGCGGCGUUCCUGACUGCUGCUGAGCGUCGGGAUGGAACUGUUCCCCCUACUUGGGGUGCGUCUGAUUCUAAGGUGCCCGAUGAAUGUGAGGGAAGCUCGGCCAAGGGAACAUACGCGGAACCAGGGGCUGUCUCAUGGUAA
Molecule: messenger RNA, 1476 nt
Organism: Penicillium coprophilum
Lineage: Eukaryota; Fungi; Ascomycota; Eurotiomycetes; Eurotiales; Aspergillaceae
Product: glycoside hydrolase family 15 protein
Exons: 3
Coding region: 1-1476 (491 amino acids)
Biological process (GO): polysaccharide metabolic process
Cellular component (GO): fungal-type vacuole
Molecular function (GO): glucan 1,4-alpha-glucosidase activity
Source: RefSeq, a predicted model, not a curated record